Messenger RNA from Crotalus tigris (Tiger rattlesnake), 6168 nucleotides. Its product is annotated as zinc finger protein 665-like. The transcript is spliced from 3 exons. Bases 3404 to 5398 code for a protein of 664 amino acids. The record is from RefSeq and is a predicted model, not a curated record. NCBI's taxonomy places the organism in Eukaryota, Metazoa, Chordata, Lepidosauria, Squamata, Viperidae. Gene Ontology annotation, cellular component: nucleus. Gene Ontology annotation, molecular function: RNA polymerase II cis-regulatory region sequence-specific DNA binding; DNA-binding transcription factor activity, RNA polymerase II-specific. Gene Ontology annotation, biological process: regulation of transcription by RNA polymerase II; central nervous system development.
AGUAUAAAAAUUAGUAAAAAAAUUUUCAGAUUCCAAAGUGGCAAUUGUGUUGUUAUAAAGAGUGGAUUACAUGGCAUACAAUUGCCCUUAAAGAGCAACAGAUCAAAACUAGCAUAGGCUUCUGUGGAAUACAAUUCACUUUGUAGGAUAAUUACAGAAAGGUAAACAGUAGAAUCCAAAUACUUUGGUUUUCUUUCACUUCCAGUCUUUAAUCUGUCUUUAUGUGGAUUUGAUUUCCAGCUUGUCAAUACGACGGUGCGCUUGCUAUGCCCUGAUAUUCUCUGGAAUAAGAGAAAAUAGUUAAAUACAAUCAUACAGUUAAGCAUUUAUCAGCCCUUACUGAGCUGUCUAGUCUUGGCAAAAGCAUGUGAAUUAUUUCAGCCACAUAUAGGCCUCAGCUUAUGACUGGUUGCUUAUCAACUGAAGUUAUGACCAGCCCAGAAAAGAGGACUUAUAAUCCAGUUUCAAAGUUAUAACAGUUGUUCCUGUGAAAACUUGAUGAGGGUAGAGGGGGCUGAAUAUGGGAAAAGUUAGGGAAGAGGGGAAGGGCAACAUUCAGCCCCAUUGAUGUCUCUUUUGUUUUUGCUCAUGAAGCACAAUCAAGGACAGGUUGGCUGUUGUGAAAUAAGGCCGCCCUUCAUGGUCCUAACUUGGAUAUUGUUGGACAUCAGAGAGCCUCUUUUCCAUACUCAGUGUGUUUCCUGGAGAUUACAAUUCCUUAUCAGAAAAAUAUAGGGUGAUCAUAGAGGUUCCGUAUAACUAUUCCACCCUCCAAAUUUGGUCUCUUACAUUUCUAAUCCUGUUUCCUCACCAAUACUUUAAUUUUUUUUCCUCGUCAUUUAAAUUCACUCUUUUUGGGGAGGUGGGGAAAUAAUAUAAUUAGUAUUAACAUGAUUACUGUAGUGAUUAUGAAACGCCAUUAAUUCAUUUUAGUCUUUGUAUGAUGAUAAUGGAUAUUAUCAUACUAAAACUUCAGUGGAAUAUAAAAAUCCAAAAUUAAAAGUACAGUCAUCUUAUAAGGGGGAUGGGUGGCAUAACAAUUUAAGUAAAAAUGUAAAAAAAAAAUAAAAAGAAUGAUCAGUUGGAUCUGAAGACUGUAUACAAAAAUCACAACAAAAUCAAGGCAGCUCUAACUAUGAUGCAGUAGUAGAACAUCAAACGGAUAAAUGCUUCGCAGUCAAAAGAAUAUAAAUAAACUAGACCUUUAUUAAACCUGAAAGGAUGCCCUGAGGAAAAGGUUAAUGCCUCGAAGAGUCUUUUGAUAUUUUUUUUACAUACACGAAUAAAUUAAAAAAUAUAUCUUGGUAUGCUUGGGGGUUGUUUUUUGUUUUUUAUUUUAAUAAUACAAUAUUCUAUUCUGGCAAAGUCCUGCAAACGGGCAUGAAUACAUGCUUCCACUUCUUGCUCGUCCGCGACUCCCGGCUCUCCAUCGGGCCCUAGCCGAUCUCUUUAGUCGCAGAUCUACCACGAGAGGGAUUUCGAUCUGCGGGACCUCAGCUUCAGCGGGACUUUCGGCAAUCUCUCUCUGCCUUUAACGUGGCAAAGGUGCUUUCGGUUGUUCGCUUGUUUUCCUCGUCAACGUAAUCUUGCUCUCCCCGUGUCCAAAGCGAACAAAAAAUACGUAAAUAAAAUAUUCUGAUGUUGAAAAUUGUGUUGGCCGCCAGAGGCUCUCGAUUUCAGCUAGAAAAAGCAAGAGGAAGUCGCUCCCUCUUCCUCUCUGCUGAGGAACCUCCUGACUUGGCCAGAGAGCGAGCCGCGUCAGCGUCGCCUUGGAGGUCUGUUUCUCUUCGGCGGAGGCCGGGAGUACUUGAGCUUUUUCUUGGACCGACCGAAGUGAGGACCGAGGUCUUUCGCAAGCUGGGCUCGGUUAAACGCUUGAAGGUUCUCCGUGACUUAGGGACAACAGCCUUUGGGGAAAUGAAAAAGGGUUGAAGGGAACGGUCUCACAGAUCUGUGGUGGAGAAGGAAAUGCUUUUGGAAGAUAAUUAAACUGGAGAAUUAACGAGGAUCGUAAGAUUUUGGAGGAAUUGUAUCACUCUUCAUGGAAAUCCCAGCUGGCCGCACAUCAUGAUGGAUGGAGUACAGUAUUCCGGUUUGCCCAAAUCUAGUAGCUUCCAGGUAUAUAAAAUUAAAAUUCCCAGCACACCCAGCCAAUAUGGCCAUGUUGGUUAUGCAUUUAAUGGAUCAAUAGAGGAUAAAGUUAAGAAAGCAUGGCCUUGUAUGGUCAGGGGGUAUGACACAAGCCAAAAGAGCAUCUGUAGUCCAAAGACAAUCCCACUACUGUACAGGAAUCUAACAGCACAACAGUCACUGCAAAGAAAGCACUUCAACCCAUUUAAACAGGGAAAAAAUGAUGGCACUAAAUCCACCCUCACAUUUUGCCUAGAUUUGAAGCCAGUUUUAUUUUACAGUUGUUAGCUGAUGUUUGCAGUACAAGCCUUUUGAAAGACAUCUGGUACAAAACCCUCAUUGAUUCUUUAGUAUAGAAGGAGGGAGUUGGUAAACAAAAUCUGACUUUUUGUCGUAUAACAAUAACAACAAUAAGCAACUGUUUGGCUGCAAAACAUUUAAGGUGAGUAUUCAAAUGAUAAGAUAUGCUAAUUUAAUCCAGAGUGGAGAGUCUUGCUGAGUCACAAAGUAUAAAGUCUACCUUUAUUGGCUGAGCUGGUUGGGGUUGCACAAGGUUAUAAUUCAACAAAAGAGCCUUUUUACUUUUAUCUUUAAAUUGACCUUUUUUUUCAGAACUAUGUCAUUUCAGUUCCAUUCCCCUACGUAAUAUCUGGUUUAUUUAAAUCAAAGGUGUCUUGCCUGUAGUACUUUAUUUAAUGAGUUGGAUAGGGGAAACCUAUCUGUUAAAAUUAUUAUUUUUUAUUGUCAUUGAUCACUUUGUCUUUACCCAUUCCAUUUCCUACAAGAAUGGCUUGAUUAUGGUGGAUUUAAUGAAAUGUACUGUAUUUAAAGAUAGAAAGCUACAAACCACUCAGUUCGUCUCUUAGUUAAACUAUGAACUUGUCAGUUACCAUAUCUAACUCUGGGUAAUUGAGUCUGACCUGUUAGUAUUUGGCUGGGAGACUUCUGGGGAAUCUUAAAGCUAUAAGAAAGACUGGGGUAUGUGUGUGUGUGGGGGGUGUUGUUUAUUUGUUUGCUUUUUGCAGAAGGUGGCAAAGACAAAUCAUUUCCAAUGUACAGGUUGUCCUCAAGAAUUGAAUUUAGUUCAUGAGUUCAUUUUGUACUGUGUUUUGGAUUCAGCAGGAAGGUGUGGAGGAGGCAAUAAAGUUGACCUAUUUUACAGGUUUGCUUGAAAGAAUCACCUCUGGAAUGUUGCAUAUAGUCCUCCAAGUUCAAGAAGAUGCUUUCUAGGUACCAUUUAUGAUUUGCUUUUUUUCCCCAGGUUUGUGAUACGAUGUCAAAACUACUUAUUUUUGCUUCCAUUCCAGCCACUGAACAGAAAAUGGAAAACAUUUCCAAGGAGAAGAAUCCAGAACAGAUACAACUACACAGGAAAGUGGGAGGGAUACCCCAAAGGAAUAAUUCCCAGGAAGAAGAAGCUUCUAAAAACCAGAAGAGAAUGGGGAAACAAAAUGCCCAAAACUCUGGAUCCAGAAGAAUAAAGUCCAUUGUGCCGCAAGGAAACUCCAAGGAACAGCCAAUUCAGCAAAGAAAGCGAGUGUCCAAGAAACAGCAUCCCUGUCCUGAUUGUGGGAAAAUCUUCAACAGAACCUCUGCUCUCAGCGCCCACCAGAGAGUCCACACAGGCGAAAAGCCCUACAAGUGCACUGAAUGUGAGAAGAACUUCAGCAAGAGUUCACACCUCAUUGCUCACCAGAGAAUCCACACAGGAGAAAGACCCUACACUUGUUUGACUUGUGGAAAAAGUUUCAAUCACUCUUCCCAUGUGAUUAUCCACCAGAGAACUCAUACAGGGGAGAAACAUUACAAGUGUUUAGAAUGUGGGAAAAACUUCCGAUACAGUUCGGAUCUCAUCAGGCACCAGAUUGAACAUGCAGGCGAAAAACCCUUCCGGUGUUCAGACUGUGGGAAAUGUUUCAAUCGGACCUCCAACCUCCUUAUCCAUCAGCGGAUACACACAAAAGAGAAACCCUACAAGUGCCUUGAAUGUGGGAGAAACUUCAGUUACAGCUCAGUCCUUAUCAGGCACCAAAGAGUGCAUACCUCUGAGAAGCCUUUUAAAUGCCCUGACUGUGGGGAAGGUUUCCAUGUGAACACAAGCCUUCUUACACACCAGAGAAUACAUACAGGAGAGAAACACUAUUCAUGCUCAGAGUGUGGGAAAAGCUUCAGGUGGAUAUCACAUUUAAAUAGGCAUCAGAAGAUCCACACUGUAGAAAAGUCUAUAUGUGAUGGGAUGGCAACCAAGACUGAGAAGCAGACAUCCAUAAAAGAAGAACCAGAGCAUGUAGAAAUGCAGGUGAUGUUUAGAGGAGGAUCUAAAGAGACUGGCUCUCAAAGAUGUAAACAGGAAAGGGGGACUGAAAUUCACUACAAUCUACUGCCAGAGAGAAGAGAAAAAGCUACUUCUGAUAAAACGCAAGGCAAAGCUGGUCAGUGCAAGGAGGGGAAUUUAAAACGUCUUGACCAAAUAGUAAUCCAGCAACUGAUCCACAUUGGAGAAAGUAAAAUCGCCCCUAACAAACAGGAAAACAGCUUCUGCCAGAAUGUAGGCCUCAAUAGGUCUCAAAUUGUCCAUUUAGGAGAGAAGCCGUAUCUCUGCAUCAUUUGUGAGAAAACUUUCCGCAAUCACUCAGGACUCAUGGUUCAUCAGAGAAUCCACACAGGAGAGAAGCCGUAUAAAUGCCCUGAUUGUGACAAGAGCUUCAACCAGCGAUCCCAUCUCACCUCUCACCAUGGGACCCACACAGGUGAGAAGCCAUUUAAAUGCUUUGACUGUGGGAAAAGCUUCAGUUACAACUCUGGGCUCAUAAUACACCAGCGAAUUCACACCGGGGAGAAACCGUAUAAAUGUUCCAACUGUGAGAAAAGCUUCAGCCAAAAAUCUCAUCUCCUUUCGCAUCAGAGGACCCAUAUGGGAGAGAAAUCCUUCAAAUGCCCUGACUGUGGAAAGAGCUUCAGUUACAACUCUGGCCUCGUAAUACAUCAACGGAUUCACACUGGGGAGAAACCAUAUAAAUGUUCUGACUGUGGAAAGAGCUUCAAUCAGAGAUCACAUCUUAUUUCGCAUCAAGGCAUUCACACAGGGCAGAAACCAUAUACAUGCCAGGAUUGUGGAAAGAGUUUUAGCUUCAAUUCUGGGCUUGUUAUUCAUCAACGGCUUCAUACUGGAGAGAAACCGUAUAAGUGUCCCAACUGUGGGAAGAAUUUCAAUCAGAAAUCGCACCUUAUUUCUCACCAGAGAAUCCAUAUUGGGCAGAAAACUUAAUUUCUAAAGACAAUUCUGAAUAGGCUAUUAAUAUUAGCAUCAUCUUUGCUCUCUAAAUAGUAGCUUUUGAAGAACAAUGUGUGUCGUCAUCUCUGUGUCCAGAAGCAGUGGACUUAUUUUAGUAUUUUGAAGUUCCAGUUGUACUUAUAUGUCCAAUAUUUCAUGAUGUGUAGCAAAAAGAGAAGUGACAGCUAAGAGCUGUGGAUAGAACAAGAGGACUGAAAUUAGGAGUUAAUAAGGCUACAGUAACUAUAAAAAUGCCAGAGAGCUAAGACUUAAUGUACUUUAAUAUUCAUUUUUCAAUUUUAUGAGAAAAUAAUACUGUAGUUUGAAAUGUAAAAGAGGUAUAGUAACUAUAGGAAAAUGCUUAAAAAUUCUUAAUGUGUUGAUAAAGAUUCUUAGCCUGAAUGAAAUAUAUAGCCCUCUUUCCAAAGUCCCACCAAGGCAUAGAGAGAAAGAGGGAAGUUGAACCUCCAUCGCAGAAUACGUCCUUGACGCUUUGUUCCCUUUUGGCUUGACAGUUUGCUAUGCUUAGAUUUGUAAGGGAAAUCUUAUAUUUCUACAAACAAAAAAAGUUAUAUCACAUGGAAUGCUAGAAUAAAGAUGUGAUAUAGAGGUAGGGCCAUAGGGCAAUCCUUGUUCCUUUACAAAUCCUAGACCAGGGGUAGGCAACCUUAGCUCUUUUAUUAUUCAUGGACUUCAACUCUCAGAAUUCCUGAGCCAGCAUGGCUCACCUUGGAAACCUCUCCCUUUCCCCUUAGCAUGGCUGG